Messenger RNA from Aspergillus calidoustus, 1071 nucleotides. The record is from the annotation of a GenBank genome assembly. NCBI's taxonomy places the organism in Eukaryota, Fungi, Ascomycota, Eurotiomycetes, Eurotiales, Aspergillaceae.
AUGUCUACUGCCGUCGACAACACUACCACCGACAACCAGGCCUCCACCGUCCCUACCACGGAGGCCACCAACGGCACUGCCGCCGCAGCUCAAUCCACCGUCGAUGCUGCUGCUGUCAGUGCUGAUGAAGGACGUCGGUUGUACAUUGGGAACCUCGCUUAUGCGACCACUGAGGGGGAGCUCAAGGAGUUUUUCAAGAGCUACACUAUUGAGAGCGUCUCUAUCCCUGUGAAUCCUCGCAACAACCGCCCCGUUGGCUAUGCUUUCGUGGAUCUUGCUACCGCCACCGAAGCUACUGCCGCCAUCGCAGAACUUUCUGGACAAGAGAUUCUUCAGCGCAAGGUCUCCGUUCAACUUGCCCGCAAGCCUGAGCCUGCUGAGGCCAAGGCGGAGGGUGCUGCAAGUGGCGGUGAAGGUGCGAGCGGCAACGAGGGCCGGAAGAGGACAAGUGGGCGCACCCGUGGCCGCGGCCGUGGUCGUGGCCGUGUAGGUCGCGGAACACGCGGAGGCCGCUCGGCCACUGAGACCCAGGUCGCUGAAGAGCAGCCUACUACUGCCUCUGGCGAGACUGCUCCUCUCUCUGAGGUUACCAACCAGAAUGAUGUCGUUCCUUCCACCGAGGCUGGUAAACCCGCCGGCAAGCCCCGUGUCCGUCCCCAGAAGCAGCGCGGACCUCCCGAGGAUGGUAUUCCUUCCAAGACCAAGGUUAUGGUUGCCAACCUGCCGUACGAUUUGAGCGAGGAGAAGCUCAAGGAAAUUUUCAACGCCUACCAACCCGUUUCCGCCAAGAUCGCUCUUCGCCCCAUCCCCCGCUUCAUGAUCAAGAAGCUCCAGGCCCGCAAUGAGCCUCGCAAGGGUCGCGGUUUCGGCUUCGUUACCCUGGCCUCCGAGGAGCUCCAGGAGAAGGCUGUGCAGGAGAUGAACGGAAAGGAGAUUGAGGGCCGUGAGAUUGCUGUCAAGGUCGCCAUCGACAGCCCCGGCAAGGAGGAUGACCCUCUUCCCGCUGGCGAGAAGGCCGAUGAGGUUGCCGAGACCCCGGCCCAGGAGAACACCGCUCCUACCGCUGCCUAA